AAUGAUUGACCCGAGGUCAUCACAUGCAACAACGUCAGCAUCACUCAUAAUGUUGACUUGUUCAGCAGAUCGCCAACCUAUUCCGUCAAUACUCACUCUCCGACCUUGAUCGAUCGCACAACUUGUACACUUUUAGUCGCGUCCUACACCGACGCUUUCCUCAUGGCCUAUGACGCUCUGGCUUAAGGAAGGGCGCUGUGCGAGCUACCCGCUCCGACAUCUAAAGCACAAUGGCUGUUCACUCAACACUACGAUCACGGGAGGAUCCCGUCGUGAUACUAUACCACUACUACCUCAACCUGCUUCGUUCUCGGUUUAAGCGUUCAUCGAAGACGGCCAAGCUGAUCGCUACCGCUGCGCUAGUCCUCUCUAUCGUGGGAUCCGGAUAUGGAGGGUACAAACGGCUACGGCGGAAGGCGAAAGAACGCGCCCAGGGCCGACGGUUGUUGCGUCGAAACUCUGGAAUUCGAGGGAAGGAUGGGUCUCGCACCAUAUAUGUACCUUACAAAGACUCCUUGACAUCCAAGGUGACUAUCUAUCCAACGAAACCCACGACAUUCGAUGCGCACCGAAGGCUUUUCUUAAACCCUCCGGCUUCGGCUCGUGCUGGAGAUGGAGAGUCAAACCAGAUUCCACCGCCGAUCACGAAGCCGGGUCUGAACCUCGCUUUUCUGCACCAGUUCCUCAGUCUUGGGAGUAUCAUGGUCCCUCGAUGGGGUAGCAAGGAGACAGGUCUUCUCAUGGGUCACGGUCUCUUCUUAUUGUUACGGACAUACUUAUCGUUGUUAAUUGCAAGGCUAGAUGGUGAGAUCGUGAGAGAUCUUGUUGCAGGUAAAGGUCGAGCGUUUAUGUGGGGUAUUCUCAAAUGGUGCGGUAUUGGUACUCUCGCUUCGUACACAAAUGCCAUGAUAAAGUUUCUGCAGUCUAAGGUGUCCAUCGCCUUUAGAACGCGACUCACUAGGUAUAUCCACGAUCUUUACCUCACCGGUGAUGAUAACUAUUAUAAGUUGAUGAAUACGGACGGCGGCAUCGGCCAGGGCGCAGACCAGUUUAUUACGCAGGAUCUUACACUUUUCUGCUCUGCAGCAGCAGCGCUGUAUUCUUCCAUGGGAAAACCACUAGUGGACCUUUUCGUUUUCAAUUACCAACUGUAUCGCUCUCUGGGGCCUUUGGCCCUGAGUGGAAUUCUCACGGGCUAUUUCAGCACCGCAAUCGUCUUACGCAAACUAUCACCCCCUUUCGGCAAACUCAAAGCUGUCGAGGGCAAGAGGGAAGGUGAUUUCAGAGGGCUUCAUUCUAGAUUACUUGCCAAUGCGGAGGAGAUAUCGUUCUAUGGUGGGGCUGACAUCGAGCGAGUUUUCUUAACGAGAAGCUUCAAGGAUCUCCAGCGCUGGAUGGAGGGCAUUUACAGCCUGAAGAUUCGGUAUAACAUGCUUGAGGAUAUUAUUUUGAAAUAUUCUUGGUCUGCCUUUGGCUAUUUGAUCACAUCUUUGCCGGUCUUCCUUCCUGCAUGGGGCGGCUUAGGCGGCGCUCUAGAGUUGGCUGACACGCCCGAAGCGGUUGGGAGGGAGCGGAGUCGUAUGAAGGAAUUUAUCACGAACAAACGUCUGAUGCUGUCUCUAGCAGAUGCUGGUGGCCGAAUGAUGUACAGUAUCAAGGAUAUUUCGGAAUUGGCUGGCUACACCUCGCGUGUCUAUACACUGAUUUCUACAUUGCAUAGAGUUCAUGCAGACGCAUACUACCCUCCACGUGGCUCUCAUGCGGAGCUGUACUCGAUGGCGGAUGUUCAGGGAACCAUCCACAACGGCUUUGAUGGGGUCCGUCUUGAACAUGUCCCAAUCGUUGCGCCAUCUCUCUAUCCUCGCGGUGGCGAUGAACUUCUCGAAUCGCUAUCCUUCGUUGUACACUCUGGAGAUCAUCUGCUUAUCUCCGGGCCAAAUGGAGUUGGCAAGUCUGCCAUCGCCCGUAUCAUUGCAGGCUUAUGGCCAGUCUAUCGUGGGUUAGUCAGCCGGCCAAGAGGGUUCGGGCUGGACGGGAUCAUGUUUCUUCCUCAACGGCCCUACCUCAGUGUAGGGACUCUACGUGAUCAAGUCAUCUACCCUCACACAGAAAUAGACAUGCAUGAGGGGGGGGCGUCCGAUGCGAACCUUCAAAAGAUCUUGGAUGAUGCCCAUCUAGGUUACCUUCCUACUCGCGAGGGUGGAUGGGACUCCCGGAAAGAAUGGAAAGACGUGCUGAGCGGUGGUGAGAAGCAACGAAUGGCCAUGGCACGUCUAUACUACCACGAGCCCCGCUACGCCUUCCUCGAUGAAGGAACGUCUGCAGUCUCGUCAGAUGUCGAGGGUUUGUUGUAUGAACGGGCCAAGGAGCGCGGGAUCACCCUCAUUACAAUCUCUACCCGUGCAUCUCUCAAGAAGUAUCACACCUACAACCUCACUCUUGGCCUCGGAUCUGAAGGUGAACAGUGGGAGUUCGAAAGGAUUGGCACUGAAAAGGAGAAGAUGAAUGUCGAGAAAGAGCUGCAAGAACUCCGUAAGCGGUUGGAUAAAGUUGACGAAUGGAAGCAACGUCGCGAGGAGAUUGAGAAUGAACUAAGCAAAGUUUGGAUUGAAGAAGGAGAGUUGGCCCCGCCGCCAUAUACAGAAGAGUCUGAAACAUCUGAAAUUCAAGUGAUUGAGGGAUCGACGAACUGAUGAGAGUAGAACUGAAAUUGGAAGUUGGGGUAUGUAGUGUUCUUGUAUGUACUCUGGAUGAGAUGAGCUUGAUAUAGAAUCAGUGUGCCAUUGGAACGAUUAAUUUAACGAGCCUCGCUCCUCAAUUGGAAUUAGAGCUUGAAAGUCUUCUAGUAAUGAUUAUGACUCUGGCCGUCCCCCUACUAGAGCACUGAUUGAGCUGCUCACUAUCUGCUCGUCC
Messenger RNA from Aspergillus alliaceus, 2913 nucleotides. It is a transcript of the gene pxa1, whose product is annotated as putative peroxisomal ABC transporter (PXA1). Gene Ontology annotation, molecular function: ATP binding; ATP hydrolysis activity; long-chain fatty acid transmembrane transporter activity. The coding region runs from base 231 to 2693 and encodes 820 amino acids. The transcript has a single exon. Gene Ontology annotation, biological process: peroxisome organization; fatty acid beta-oxidation; very long-chain fatty acid catabolic process. Gene Ontology annotation, cellular component: peroxisomal membrane. The record is from RefSeq and is a predicted model, not a curated record. NCBI's taxonomy places the organism in Eukaryota, Fungi, Ascomycota, Eurotiomycetes, Eurotiales, Aspergillaceae.